Branchiostoma floridae (Florida lancelet) is the source of this 6786-nucleotide messenger RNA. RefSeq names its product serine/arginine repetitive matrix protein 2-like. The coding region runs from base 367 to 6207 and encodes 1946 amino acids. The record is from RefSeq and is a predicted model, not a curated record. Gene Ontology annotation, biological process: positive regulation of nuclear cell cycle DNA replication; regulation of cell cycle phase transition. The transcript is spliced from 13 exons. Gene Ontology annotation, cellular component: nucleus; Dbf4-dependent protein kinase complex. Gene Ontology annotation, molecular function: nucleic acid binding; protein serine/threonine kinase activator activity; zinc ion binding. Lineage: Eukaryota; Metazoa; Chordata; Leptocardii; Amphioxiformes; Branchiostomatidae.
GUUUCAGCGAUAUUUGGGGCAAUGCAUUGUGGUAAGUGGCGGCAAAGAUUUUUCAAGAUGGCUACAGUGGGACGAUCAGAACGUAAAUUUUGGCUGUCUUAUUCAGUUUCAUACUCCAUAUAGGUCUUUUUCGUCAGUUUUGGUCAGGAAAAAGUAUGUAGAAUAUGAUUUGUCAUCAUUUGAUGUACAGAUCGAUUACGGGCAUCGCCUAGAUCGCGAGGAGCAACGCGGAAUUAAAACCCAAGUUUGAAUUUUUAAACCGUCUGCAACUAGGGGGGCAGGGUCUAAACUUGUCUGAGUCGUUGUUGUCUGCUCCCGUUGAAGACCUUUCCUCUGUGCAAGUGGGAUUCCGUCUAACCUUGGAGGAUGAGGGGUAGACAAACUGCAAAACAAGCUGCGGUAGAUGACGGGGAGAGCAGAGGUAGAAGGAAACUGGACUUUGCGGCCAGCUCCAGUUCCAAGACUCCGCAGCCCCUGGCAGGGAAAGUAUUCUUCCUGGACCUACGUGGUUAUGGAGCUCUCAACAUUAAAAAACUGGAGAGCAACAUAGUGCUGCUAGGAGGGAGUGUUGUGAACUUCUUUGACAAAGAUGUGGGUGUGACCCAUGUGAUCAGUAACCAGGACGGAGCCAAGAAGGACACGCCCUCCGGCCCUGCCGACAGUCCGGCUGCCUCCACUCCCAGUCCAUUCAGUGCUGCUACAUCUGUCAGAAGAUCAUCCAGAGGUAACCUCCAGUCUCCUGCGGUUGACUCUCCCAGUAAUGCAGGAUCCAGCAGUGCAGUGUCUCGUGGUAAGGCCAUCGCUAGAAAAGCCAUGGACACACAGAAACAGGGAAGCAGUAAUGUGCUAUCUAUUGCCAAACAACUGAAACUCAAGGUCAAGCAUAUAGAUGUGGCAGCUCAGUGGAUAGAAGAACAGGCAGUCAAACUAAAGAAGGCUGGAGUGAAGAGACCACAGAAGCCGGCACAGGCUUCAGAAAAUGUCUCCAAAGCACGUAAACUGAAACCACCGUUUGUAAAGUUUGAAGACAGCAGUCAGCAGUACAGACCGGUGUAUGAGGAGCUGCCCAAGUUCCCCAGAGUCAACGUGGACACACCCAGCGGAACAUGUCCGUUCGACGGAGGGGCGUACCAAGACGUGCCCGUGGCCGAGAGGAGCAAGGAAGAGGCGAGCAGAGCGGAGGAGGGGGAGGGAGGGACGGGAAAGAAGAGCGAACAACGGAAGGAAGAAAACACACGGAGGUCUUCACCCAGAAAGAAGGUACAACACAAGGCCUCCUUAGCGAAGAAGGCCGCGACAAGCCAGUCACGAAGUAAGCCCAGCGCUCUGAAGGUGAAGAAGAAUGCUGGCUACUGCGAAUGCUGCAUGCUCAAAUACAACGAUCUGCAACAGCACAUCAAAGGGGACCAGCAUAGAGCCUUCGUGAAGCGACAAGAGAACUACAUCUCAUUGGACAGGCGGAUUCGCAAGGGUCCCGUUCUGGACCGCUUUCUUAAGGACGUGAUGAAAUACCACCCCAUCGAUAAGACGAGGGCUCUUCAGAGCCCUGGCUGGCCAGAGGACACUGAUACAGGAGACCAGGGGGAGCCAGAGGAGCAGGACAACGGAAGUGAUGAUGUCAUCCUCAUCAGCGACCCUGCGCCCGUUGUCGCGGCGCCCAGGUGGCCGACGCCCGCCAUGUGCAAAAUCGGGAUGGUGGAUCCGUCCGUCAUAUCGUCCUUGAGGUCUUUGUCCCAGCAUAGCGGGCCGACCAAACCUGACCAACGGGACCGUGGGGAGGGCGCCUCGUCUGCAAGUAGUCUCCACAAUCUGAGUGACAGUGAAGAUGAGGAAGAAAGGAGGAAAAGAAAGCACAAGAAGAAGAUGGCGAAGGUUACGACUCCGCAGAAGGUGUUCGGAAGUUCGCCUGAGAAAAGAUUUCCUGCUCUGGACAGAUUGGUGACAUCAGUAGAAAACAAAAUGGAGAAGAGGAAGAGUAGUGACCAGGGUUCACAAUGUUCUGCCCCGAAAAGACAAAGAGUAGAAGUUUGUGACAGUUCACCAGAAAGGGGAAAGAAGACAGAAAAAGCAAAGAAAUCACCAAAACCUACUCAGAAAAACUUUCAAAGGUUACAGGAAGAAGAUGAGGAAGGCAAUGAAAGACAGCAUAGGGAUGAGGAACAUACGUUACAAGAUGCUGAGCCAAACUGUGAACAAAAAGCUGCUCAGGACAGAACUUUUAAGGCGUCUAACACACCAUCACCAUCAAAUGUCAGGCCAAGAAGAUCCCCAGGGGAAAGGAACUUAGGUACUCUUGAGCAAUCACAAGAGAAAGUUGAACAUUCAGGUCAUGAGGUUAGGAGAAGUGGUAAAAAGAGUAAGCAAAAGCAUGACAGCGAUAUGUCCGAUCACAAGGAGCAGGCACCUGCCAAACAGAUAGAUAGCGAAGUGGGACAGUCUAGACUGCUUGUCACGCCGGAGAAAAGGCUUUCUCUUGUGGAAAUUCAGGCGACUCCUAUCCGAGGAACAGACGAGUUGGAGAGACGGCAGAAAGAACUGGUGCGAUCGCCAUCUCCAGUUAUCAGUCCUGAGACAAGACAGAGCUUACCUAAGGACAACACUACUGCUGUGUUUAGCAGCUCUGUGAGCACAAGCACACCUCUCAGAACUCUGAAACAGAGGACUGAAACAGUAGAGACUCUUCCACAAAGAAAGUCACCAAGGUCAAGCACACAGCCAAAACUAAAACCUGCACAGGAACCUACAAAGAGAGAGCCCGGCAGGAAAGCUUUACGGAAAACCAAACACCUUGAAAACUCCCCUGACCGUUCCCCCUCAGUGCACAGACACAACUUGAACUCUCAGGCCCCACCUUCGGAUCAAUGCGCUGCUUUGUUAAUGACAAGCGAACUUUCAGGGGCAGAGUUUCUUGGCUUCGACCUGACAGUGAGCGAGGCUGAUCGAAUCUGGCAACAGGCUUCCGGCGUUGACGCAUCUCGACGCGCCCUUUUCGAAGAGUCCAGUGACAAGUCAGAAAUUUUUGAGAUUGACAUUGGCGCCUUCCAGAGCGAAGGAUCUGACUGGGACAAGCCUGUUACCGGCUUCAUCUCUGCCGAACUCUCCAGGAAGGUCAGUGUAAGUACAGCAGUCUUCUCUCCCAGGGAUUCUGACAAGGAGAAUCAGGAAGAUGGUGCCAGGCAGAGGCUGAAUUCAUCUGGAGGGAAGAACUUUUAUACCACGGACCUCAGCGGGAAUCUGUUGUCGGAUGUACGGUUACGCAGGCUGGAACUGGAGAGGAGGUUCACUCAGGGUAGACUGUCCCAGACGAGAAGUUUCUGUGAAAUUGCGGGACUUCCACCCUUACCUGAGCCCCCUCCUGUCCAAGAGAAGGACGCCACUCCACCUGAAUUAGAGAUUGUGGGAAAAACACCAGAGGCCAAGGAAACUAACCACAGAUGUGGUGACAAGCCUCCCCCUUUAGACCUUUUAGAUCACAUUGAGCAACCCCUGGUCCAACCAGGCCCAUCUAGAACUGUGGCCAAACGUUCCAAAGGAAAGAGUCCAAAGUACAUUCUAGAAGGAGAAGAAGUCGGACUGGAAGAUGUUGAGAGUGUGGGUUGGAGUGACUGCGAUAAGUCAGAAGUACAAGACUUUCGACUUAAGGUGCGUAAUCCCCAGACAAAUGAAGUGCACAUCCUUAAGGCAGCCAAACCCAUACAGCUGCAGGAUCCUUUUUAUAUCAUGUCGGCUCCUACCACUCAGCCCGAUCAGGGGGGGAACCGAGGAUAUUGCGAGACUGGCCCAAUGAGUCCGGGGGUGAGUCCAAAAGGGAAGUUCAAAUACAAACCAAGCCCUAAGAAAGUGCUUCGCUAUAAGUCAAAGGAAGUGCUGCUGAAGUCCCCCGUGAAAAAUGCGUACAGUCGUCCGGCCGCGGAAUUCCCAGAGUCCGCAGUGCGUAGAAUAAUGGACGACUUGGGUUUCCAAGAGGCUGCCACGGUUCUUCAGGAGGGUUUUGGGUACCAGGGUACUCCACGUCGGAACAGGAGGCUGUCAGAGGUGGGACUAACAAAUGUGGAGUAUGACAACCUGAUUGAUUCAGUCAUCAACUCCCCCAGAUGGAACUCGGAGUCCCAGCUGGGGGUUUCCAUGAGCUCAAACAUCGACGCGUUGGAUCUGUUGGAUGACUGGGACAAGUUGAUUAGCGAAGACACAUCUGACGCACUGUCCUCUAGUGAUCUUGUUGCAUCGUUCGACCCCACUAUGUCCCAUGAGGAUCCCACUGUGUCUAGCGAAGAUCCCACAGUGUCCCAUGAGGAUCCCACUGUGUCUAACGAAGAUCCCACAGUGUCCCAUGAGGAUCCCACUGUGUCUAACGAAGAUCCCACUGUGUCCCAUGAGGAUCCCACUGUGUCUAACGAAGAUCCCACCGUGUCCCGGGACUGUCCAGCUGUAUCCCAUGGCGAUCCCGUAGGGUCCCAGGAUCCCACCACAAGGGAGAAGCAAAGAAGAAAAGCUCCUGCAAGACGUUACAGUUCAUCUAGAUCUGAUGAUGGUAUUUGGGAAAAGUUGCAAAGGUGGGUAAGUGAAGGGAGCAGUGAGGGAUCAAACCCGUACGUCAAGACAAAAGAUGUCGGCACUAGCCCUGUACGGCUAACUGUACCGGAAAUGCAGGAGCUCAGUAAGCAGUCCUUGAGAUCACCCAGGAGGUCAGGGAAAUCGGGAAAACAGAAAAAACAAAGUCCAAACCAAUCUCAGGUAGAUUCCAAUAAGCCGACAAACAGUUUGUCACAGAAGCCAUGCAGAACUUCGCCAAACACAAAGGUAGAAAAUGCCUCGAGAAUACAGAUCCUAAAACAAAAGUACAUGAACAGGAACAGACCCUCAGCACGUCCCCACUAUAACUCUACUCAUGGACGGUACAGGAAAAACUUGAAACUACCCAUCAGAAGACGACCUGCACAGCGAACAAGAAAAGAAAAACCUGUCAAGGAAAAGCCCACCAAGAAGCCCACUAGACGGUCGCCUAGAGUCAUACUUCACAGACUGAACCUACAAACUGUCCAGACCACUGCAGCAGGGGAUUUAGUUGUGCAGCCGGUACAGAAUGAGCCAGUGGGAGCCGGCCAGGCGGGGAAGCAGACCAACCAAACAGCUCAGAGGAAAAGGAGAAGGCGGAAACCAGGUCCGGCCCCCAAACAGGACAUUAACAAGGCAGGUACGCAGACAACCCAGGGUGGUCAGAAGGUUAUAAAGAGGAAACCGGGACGGCCACCGAAAGUGCGUGGUAAUGUGGCAAGUACACAGACAGUCCAGGGAAAAGUACCGGGUGUUCACAUGGCAAGUACACAAGCAAACCAGGCAGGUCAAAAGGUGGUGAAGAGGAAACCAGGACGGCCACGUACACGGCCACGUAAAGAGGAUGUCAACAUGCAGCAUGUGCAAAGCAGUCCAAGCCCAAUGAUACCUGCUGGGAAAAGUAUACCUAUUCAAAGUACGCAGAAUAACCCAAGCCAGAGAAUAUCUGCUGGAAAGAGUCCAUCAGUUAGUACAGCUCAACAGCCAGAGCUUGUCCUGAAUAGAAGUACUCCUGUUCAAAGUGCGCAAAACAAUCCAAGCCAGAUGAAACCUGUUGGGAAAAGUAUGCCCGUCCAAAGUACUGUAAACAGUCCCCGUCAGAGGAAUUCUGUAGGGAAGAGUCCCCCAGUCAGUACAGCUCAACAGUCCCAGAUGAAACCUGUUGGGAAAAGUACGCCUGUCCAAAGUACAGUAAACAGUCCCCGUCAGAGAAAUUCUGUAGGGAAGAGUCCCCCAGUCAGUACAGCUCAACAGUCCCAGAUGAAACCUAUUGGGAAAAGUAUGCCUGUCCAAAGUACAAUGAACAGUCCCCGCCAGAGGAAUUCUGUAGGGAAGAGUCCCCCAGUCAGUACAGCUCAACAAUCACAGACUGUCUUGAGCAGGAAAAACUUGGACAUUCCAUCCAGUCCAGAUACAGUGCCUUCACCGCAGCGCAUGACUCCCAAAAGGAAAGGUAUGGACUCUCCCGACACGUGGACUUCACCGAGGAAGAAAUCAACCUUACCGACAUCACCAGAACCCUCCGUGGGAAAAACGUCAUCCAUACCGGCGUCGCCAGAACCUUCCAUCGAAAAGAAGAAAGAAACACCAUCACCUGGCGUCCGAAGGGGGAGAGGUCUGAAGAAAAGCAUUCCAGAAUGCAGAAAUAAGUAAGGAUUGAUCUAAAAGUUGUAUGGACAAGUCACCUAAGUAGGAAACAUUGUUGGCAGAAGCAAGUAUCACUCGCCUUUUCUUCAAGGAAGUAACAGUUGUAGCAAAAAAUGUCUCCGCCCCUCAUGUGUCGCCAAAAAUCAGUGGACUGUUAGGUGUGUUCUUAGUAUCUGAAACUGCUGAAUUGCUGAACUGAACAUACCAUAUAUUAGCCUUACUAAUUUAAGUCUGUACUGUUAUACUGUAAUUUUGAUGGGACCUCUGCAGAAAUAAUUCUUUAUGACUUUAAUGCCAUUUGCAAUCCAGAAACUAACCUGUUUCAAUGAGGUAGACACUGUUACUUAACUGAAAUAAGUUUGAAGUAAUUGGUGGAUAACUUGAACAGGUCCAUACUCUAAAGUGAUCUUGAAAUGACAUCUUUGCUGUUCAUAUAGUAAAUGACAUACACAGUCUUCCUCACAUUUGUAAUGAGGUAGUAUAUCCAAUUAAGGUCAGUAACGCACAUCUGUCAGACAGUAUACUGUUGCUAUGACUAUUUGUAUCCGCAAGUAUGUCAGUCUCUCUUUCUUUUUGUACAUUUUG